Cherax quadricarinatus is the source of this 3256-nucleotide messenger RNA. Its product is annotated as U4/U6.U5 tri-snRNP-associated protein 1. Lineage: Eukaryota; Metazoa; Arthropoda; Malacostraca; Decapoda; Parastacidae. The record is from RefSeq and is a predicted model, not a curated record. Gene Ontology annotation, cellular component: U4/U6 x U5 tri-snRNP complex. Gene Ontology annotation, biological process: mRNA cis splicing, via spliceosome; maturation of 5S rRNA.
GUUCAGUUGUUGAAACGUUUGUAAACAUUAAGAGAAGUGAAGGUGGCGGCCGUGUGAGGCGGCAUCAUUACUCGUUCAGCAGCUGUUAUUACUAGGAACUUCUCAGCAUACUGUACCUAUUCAUUCAACACUAGGAGUGGCCGAGGCUCGAUACUCCGUCCCUUAAUAGCUAGAGAAAGAUUUAUUAACCAGCACCCGCCAAGGUGUUGGCCAGGGAAGAAGACUGUAUCGUGAGGAAAUAAGGUGGUACCUACCUUGCUUCUGAUAUAUCUUUCUCUUUUUUCUCUGUUGUUAUGGGUUCCUCUAAGAAAAGUAAAGAUAAAGAUCGGGAGAGGAGCAGAGAAGAGAGGAAGGAGAAGAAGAAGAAGCACAGUACCAGGUCUGGGUCCAGAGACAGAGACCGAGAAGGAAAACAUCACCAUAGACAUCAUCACAAACACAAAAAGCAGCGUAGCAAGAGAAGAGAGGAUCGCUCUCGUUCUGUGUCUCCGAGCUUCAGCGAAGACAGCCUCUCUGACGUUGAACAGCUUCUUCAGUUAAAAGAUGAUUUGCCUGGACAACAUGCCUUGCGGAUUCCACCACCUCCAAAAAUUUCAGCUCCACCACUUCAGGUAUCAAAACUCUCAGCACCGCCACCUCCCAGAAUUUCACCACUGCCACCUCCAAAAGUUGCAAAGCGAACUCCUUCUCCCCCCUCUGCACAGCCAUCUGGUGGAAGUGGGGAAAUUUCACUUUCAAUUGAAGAGACAAAUAAGAUUCGGGCAAAGCUAGGAUUGAGACCGCUGAAGGUUGAAUCAGCACCUGUGAAAGAGGAUGAAGAGAAACCAGAUGUCAUAGAGAUAGAAGAUGACAACAUAACCACAAGCAAGGUUGAAGAAUUUGUACACAAACCUGCUGAAAGCAUUACCCAAAAGUUACAGGUAGAAAAGCUGAGGGAGAAAAUAGCUGCCCAGAGAGAGAAACGACGCAUCAAGGAAAAGUUGCGCAAGGUGAAGACACUUGGUGAAUCCGACAGUGAUGAUGAGAGUGCCUUGGCUUGGGUAAAGAAGUCACGUCAGAAGGCAAAGGAAAGAGAACUGGCUGAAAAAAAGAGCAAGAUGUUGGAGGAGUUAGAUGCGCAGUUUGGCAUUGGUGAUUUGGUGGAGCAAGAGAUGAUAGAGCAGAAAGUAAAAAAAUACUCCUACAAUGAUUUGUCAGGGCUUCAGGUGCAGCAUAAUUUUUCAAGAUUUGAUACUGGAGAAACAACUAUCUUAACCCUGAAGGAUAGUAAAGUGUUGGAUGGAGAGGAAGAUACACUCAUAAAUGUCAACAUAGUGGAUGAUGAAAGAGCAGAGAAAAAUCUGAAAAGAAGACAAAUGAAGCUAGAUGAGGUAGAAUAUGAAGCUCCAGAAGUUGAUGAGUAUGGAAACAUUGUUCAGCGAACACUUCUUACAAAGUAUGAUGAAGAAAUUGAAGGAGAAAAGAAACAAAGUUUCCGCUUGGGUGCAGGUGGUGGAGCGUAUGCUUGUGAUGAGGUACCAGAAGCUGUGAGGAGGAUUGCAAAGUUGCGAAAAUUGCAGAACUUGGAGACCCCUCAAGCCCAGUUAGCUUCUGAGUACUUUACUGAAAAUGAAAUGGUAAGCUUCAGAAAAGUUAAAAAGACUAAGAAAAAAAAGAAAAAGAAAUUAACAGCAGAUGACCUAGAGCCAGUUGAAGAGUCCUUAGUUCACCUUGGUUCAAGGAAUGCUAGACAAGCAAGGUUGGAAACCCUGCAAAUCAAUAAUGACGAGGUUAGCUUUGCUGCUGAUGACCUAGGCAAACCCAGCUCGGAUCGGACACAAACUCUUAGAGAGCUACUGGAAGAAGAGGAGGCAGAAAAAGUAAAAAUGGAAGUAGAUAAUGAUGAAGGCAAUGAGAGCGAACAAGAUGAUAUUGAACUCCAAGAAGCCUUGGCACGGUCACGGAGAGCUAAGAUUGCACAGGCUGCACAGCCUAGCAGUGAGAAGAUCUUAGAUCUGCUAAAAGAAAAACCUUUGAAACAAGAAGAAACAUUGGAACCUAUGGAAGAGGAUGCAGCUGUACUUAUGAUGACUCUCAACACUACUGAUGAAUUUUGCCGCACUUUAGGAGACCUUCCUACUUAUGGUCUCUCUGGCAAUCGUGCAGAUGAUGAUCAAACAAUGCUACAGCUACAGCAGCCUAAGGAAAAGGAAGCACAGGAGCCUCGGGGAGCAUGGGAAGAAGUGGGGAUUGACGACACUCGGGUGGAAAUCAGUGAUAACAUGAUUGUUCCCAUUUUGGAAGAAGAACCUGAUGCCAGCAAAGGAGUUGCUAAUGCUCUUAAGCUAGCUCUUAAGAAGGGCUACCUAGAGAAAACAAAUGUUACUAAGUCAGCAAAUGCCGCCUUACAACAUCUGAGAGCAGUGCACUAUAGCAUAGAGGACAAGGCUGUGGAUGAUGACCGUGGUCGAGGCCGGGGUGAAAGAUACAUGGGGCCAGUUACAGAAUUUAAAGAUAAAGAUAGCUACAAACCUGAUGUCAAGCUGGAAUAUGUGGAUGAUGAAGGUCGUAAAUUAAAUGCAAAGGAAGCAUUCAGAUACCUUUCUCACAAGUUCCAUGGAAAAGGCUCAGGUAAAAAUAAGACAGAAAAAAGAAUGAAGAAAUGGAAUGAGGAGUUGCUAAUGAAACACAUGAGCUCAUCUGACACUCCACUUCAGACACUUGAGAGACAGAGAGAGAAACAGAAGCAACUUGGAGCAGCUUACCUUGUUCUCUCUGGAAGUAAGACUCAAGAAUCAAUGGAUGUCAAGAAGUGAAAUAAUUGCAUCUUUAACAGAAUAUCAGAUAUCUGGUCAUUAGUUCUGAUUUUUACAUUAACGGUGUCAUCCCUCGUUAAAUAUUUACAUGGUACCUUGAACAUUUGUAUAGAUUGUGUGGUGCGUUAGCGCUAUGUAAUUUUGAGUUGUGUGAGCUAUUAUAUACAUGGAGUACAUGUAUCUAACUUUAGAGUCUUCUUAAAAUAAGGAAUUUCUAGCCUUUUCAUGCUGCAAUAUAUUAGGGUAAUAAAUUUUUACAUUCAUAAGAAUGUUAUGUUUUUCAAAGGAUGAUUACCAGUGAAAAUUUAAGUGGGUUGCUAAGUGUCCUGUGGUUGCCAUUCCUGUAUUGAUGUAAACCUGCUAGCAUAUUAGGUGGUAUUGAUGUUAAAAAAUAAACGAUGCAAAUGUGAAAUUAUGCAUUAUUUGAUGUGCAAAAUGAGAUAAAGUUGUAUACAGUUUAA